UCGCACUCAAUCCCUUCUCAACAUCUCUCUACUCACUGUUCUUCCUCACUCCUCUCAUCUUCUUCAUCACCAAAGCUAUAAUCUCGAACAACACUUCCAUCGAAAUGUCCAAGCCUCUCGCUCACGCCUCCAUCGUGGCCCGCCGCUCCAGCGAGCGCGGCUACGCCGAACACGGCGGCUGGCUGAAGACCUUCCACACCUUCAGCUUCGCCAACUACUACGACCACAAGUUCAACCAAUUCGGCAGUUUGCGCGUGCUCAAUGAGGACCGCGUCGCGGCCCGCAAUGGAUUCCCGACCCACCCUCACCGCGACGCCGAGAUCUUCAGCUACAUCCUCAGCGGCGAGCUGACCCACCGCGACAGCAUGAUCAAGAAGGGCGCCGAAGGUGCGCAGGGCAAGCAAUUCUACCGGAUGAAGCGGGGUGAUGUACAGUUCACCACCGGUGGUACAGGCAUCGCGCAUUCCGAACAGAACGAGUCCAACAAGCCAGUCCACUUCCUUCAAAUCUGGGCUCUCCCAUGGAAGUAUGGACUCAAGCCAAACUACCACACGAGAACGUUCGAUGAGGCGGCCAAGCGUCAGGGGUUCGUGCAUAUCCUGUCGCCGCUUGCGGCGGGUCCCGAUGCUACCGCUGCAGAAGAGGAGGCGGCCGUCCCGAAGAUCCCCGAGACGAUCCCCAUCCAUGCGGACUUCGUGAUGGGGGCCGGCAUCAUCGAGCCCGAGAAGACAUUCCAGUGGACGGUUGGCGCUGGCGAUGCGGUCACCCAGAAGAGGAAGCGCAAUGUCUACAUCCACCUCCCCAUGACCAAGGGCGGCAAGGCGAAGAUCAGACUUGACUUCCGCGACAAUGCGGUUUUGGAAGAGGGCGAUGGCGCUUUCAUCACAGGAGUGAAUGCCGGAGAUGUGCUCAGCGUGGAGAGCGUCGGAGAGGCGGAAGCUGAGGUCGUUGUCUUGGACAGCAAUUAGACGUGCUUUGGGGGCUGGCGUUUCUAGAUGGCGUUUCUAGAUGGCGUUUGUUAAACUGGGCUUGAACCAGCACGGUUGUUUUCACUUUCUAGGGCUUGAUGUGCUUUUGUGAGGAUAGAUUAUGGCAUAUGUACGAGCGCUGUAUUUGUG
This is a messenger RNA of Aspergillus japonicus CBS 114.51, 1118 nucleotides long. Its product is annotated as pirin family protein. The transcript has 2 exons. NCBI's taxonomy places the organism in Eukaryota, Fungi, Ascomycota, Eurotiomycetes, Eurotiales, Aspergillaceae. The record is from RefSeq and is a predicted model, not a curated record. Bases 105 to 968 code for a protein of 287 amino acids.